UUACAAGUUUGAUUAGAGCGUAGUUUUUCGUGAAUCAACUGAUACAAUUUACAAUUUAUGUGCUUUAAAUAGUUGUGCUGGAUGUCGAUCAACCUGGAGAUAAAGCUCAGACGAGCGAAUAAAAUCUACUACGAAGGGGAAACGAUCAGUGGCGUUAUUCAUAUAUCAUCUUCAACGGAAGCCAAGCACGAUGGGAUAACAUUGUCCAUGGAAGGACAGGUCAAUCUGACCAUCAGUAACAAAAAUGUGGGCAUCUUCGAGGCCAUGUACAACUCGGUCAAACCGAUCACUCUGCUUAAUCAGUACACAGACCUGGCCCCGUCCGGUAAACUACCCUCAGGAUCCACGGAAAUCCCCUUUGAACUUCCACUAAUCUGCGCAAAGGAGCCGAAAGUCUUGUACGAAACCUACCACGGGGUAUUCGUCAACGUUACCUACAUUCUAAAAGCGGAAAUAAAGCGCAGUUUCCUGGCCAAGAGCGUCACCAAGGCACAACAGUUCUUCAUCCAAUACCAUCCGGGUUUACCGUCGGAGAAGAAAACUGAAACCAACUUUUCCAUCAGCCCGGAGUCUCUGCAGAAAACGGCCAAAGAACGAAUCUCCAUACCGCGGUUCCUGAUCACCGGUGUGCUGGACUCCACGGAAUCAUGCGUCACGAAACCAUUCACCGGGAGUUUGACCAUUCAUCACACGGAGGUUCCGAUCAAAUCGAUCGAAAUGCAACUGGUCCGUGUGGAAACGUGCGGAUGCGCCGAAGGGUACGCACGGGAUGCCACGGAGAUUCAGAACAUCCAGAUUGCCGAUGGGAACGUUUGUCCGAAGGUGCAGAUUCCGAUCUACAUGACGUUUCCGCGAUUGUUUACGUGCCCUACGUUGAUAACGAAAAAUUUCAAAAUUGAAUUCGAGGUCAAUCUUGUGGUGGUCUUCGGAGAUGAUUAUCUAGUGACGGAGAACUUCCAAAUCGUGCUGAACAGAACUGCCUGACUACGUCCGGCUGUAUAAACGAAGUGCUUUAUAUUAA
Ochlerotatus camptorhynchus is the source of this 1021-nucleotide messenger RNA. RefSeq names its product vacuolar protein sorting-associated protein 26C. Gene Ontology annotation, biological process: intracellular protein transport. The record is from RefSeq and is a predicted model, not a curated record. NCBI's taxonomy places the organism in Eukaryota, Metazoa, Arthropoda, Insecta, Diptera, Culicidae. Gene Ontology annotation, cellular component: endosome. The transcript has 4 exons. Bases 82 to 984 code for a protein of 300 amino acids.